AUAAGUUUAUCAAUAUUUCUAUCGAUAAAACGAUCACAAAUCCCAAAUAUUUGAAAACUAUAUAAACUAUAUACAAAUAUACAAUUGUAAUAAAUAGAAACGUUCCAAUCCUAUUCCUAACUAAACAAUUUAUUAAUUUUGAGUUGAUAAUGUCUGAAGAGAAGUUUGCAUCAAUUAAGAAUAAACGCCUGAAGGACGUUUUCCGUGAUCGGAUUAUUCCGUGAUGGAUGAUCGAUUAUACUGUCACAAACAUCCUAAAAAAAAUUCAAUUGAACGAUAAUACUGUUGAAAUUAUUGGCUGGGCAGAAUCCUUGGGACCGCUGGAACAGACUGGUCUCCAAGAAUUUGUUUUCCAGUGUAUCUUAAAGAAUGAUGAGAAUCAAAAAAUCAAAUUCAUUGCAUUUAAUGACGACGCUCGACGACUCUACCCUUUCUUUCUUCAAGAUUAUGUCAUGCAUAUUGAUGGUGCUGUUGCCAAACUUAGAAAUGAUAUAGAGGGGAAAGAGGAGGCGUUGUCUUUUGAGCUACAGGCUCAGUCCAACACGAUUGAUAAUUGCCUUGGUUCCCAGGAUGUCGUGUGGAUAAACGCCUGAACUGAUUGAUUUUUUUUCGAAAUUAAAAAAUGACUCAUCUUUUUUGAAUCCCAAAAUCCUUAACAUAUAGAAAUUUCAUGAACGGAGAAUCAUAAAUAUUAUAUUUAACAUAGAAAUAUUUUUUCAUGUUGUCGGUGAAAAAUAUUUCGAAAUUUAGUGUACCAAAAUUCAAAUCACAGAUAACUUUCCAAGAAUA
Fopius arisanus is the source of this 789-nucleotide messenger RNA. RefSeq lists its product as uncharacterized. The transcript is spliced from 4 exons. Lineage: Eukaryota; Metazoa; Arthropoda; Insecta; Hymenoptera; Braconidae. The record is from RefSeq and is a predicted model, not a curated record. The coding region runs from base 228 to 593 and encodes 121 amino acids.